AUGCAUUCAUCGGUCGUAGUUGCCAACAUUCCCUUGUCCGUCAGUGACGUCACUUUGUUGAAAUUCUUCAGCAUCAAGAUAGCAGGUUGUGCAGUUGAGCACAUCCAGCCAUUCCCAGAUGCUUACCAUUAUAUCAACGAAGCUGCUUCGACUAGAUCUGUUCAAUUGUUCUUCAAAGGUCCUGAAGAUGUUGAAAAGAUCAAGAAGAUUUUUGAAGAUGAGGCCACGAUGAAGCAAUUGAUUGAGAUGGAGAAGGAAUUGAGCUCCACUCACCAUUUGAACUCUCAAGUCGGUCCUUCUAGAGUUAGAAGACUCUCUGUGACUACUGCAUAG
Molecule: messenger RNA, 333 nt
Organism: Torulaspora delbrueckii
Lineage: Eukaryota; Fungi; Ascomycota; Saccharomycetes; Saccharomycetales; Saccharomycetaceae
Exons: 1
Coding region: 1-333 (110 amino acids)
Source: RefSeq, a predicted model, not a curated record